Molecule: messenger RNA, 1175 nt
Organism: Plodia interpunctella (Indianmeal moth)
Lineage: Eukaryota; Metazoa; Arthropoda; Insecta; Lepidoptera; Pyralidae
Product: cathepsin B-like
Exons: 1
Coding region: 47-1015 (322 amino acids)
Biological process (GO): regulation of catalytic activity
Cellular component (GO): lysosome
Molecular function (GO): cysteine-type endopeptidase activity
Source: RefSeq, a predicted model, not a curated record
GCACUUAUUCGCGUAUUACUCCUCAAUAAGCCCAAAAGAAAAAAACAUGUCAAUCGUAAUAUUUGUCCUGUAUUUUGGAAUAGCUGUGGCAGAUCUUCCCCAUCCGCUAUCCGAUGAAUACAUAGAACUUAUCAACGCCAAUCAGAAUACAUGGACCGCUGGCAGAAACUACCCUGAAGAUACUCCGAUGGAAUAUUUUACAUCACGCCUCGGUACGUUUUUGGACGACGAUAGUGACUUCCCGGCAAAUAUUUAUGAUCCUGAUUUCAUUGCCUCACUCCCUGAAAACUUUGACCCUAGAGAGAAAUGGCUAAACUGUCCAUCUUUGCAUGAAAUCAGAGACCAAGGCAACUGCGGAAGCUGUUGGGCCUUCGGCGCUGUAGAGGCAAUGACUGACAGAUGGUGCAUUCACUCAAAUGGCUCUCAGUUCCAUUUCUCUGCGCAGGACAUGAUCAACUGCGACAAGCAAUCCUCCGGUUGCGAUGGUGGUUUUUCCAGUAACGCUUGGACUUUCUGGAAUACCACUGGCGUAGUUUCAGGUGGUAACUAUGGAUCCAAUGAAGGUUGCGAACCGUACCUAAUACCUGAGAGCUAUUCUGACUCCACUUUCCAUGCUGAUAUAACUUGUGUCCAACAAUGCCGAGAUGGAUAUGGGAUCUCUUAUAAAGAUGACAAACGAUUUGGAUUAGAACCAUACAGAGUGGUAGGUGAGGAUAAUAUCAGAGCUGACUUAUACAAGAAAGGACCUCUGGAAGUCAGCUUCGUGGCUUGUCCAGAUUUACUGCACUACAAAAAGGGUGUGUAUAAGCUAAGUGUUCCUAUUAAUGAUCAAUGUGGAGGACAUGCCGUCAAGCUUAUGGGCUGGGGAGUAGAAAAUGGUACAAAGUACUGGUUGCUAGCAAACUCGUGGAACACCUACUGGGGAGAGCUGGGAGGAUUUUUCAAGUUUCUGCGUGGUGAAAAUCAUCUGGGUAUCGAAGAACAUGUCAUAGGCGGGCUGCCUAAAUUACAAUAAUACUAUGUCCUGACUUCUUCACUAUUGUUUAUUUUCAUGUCACGACGAUCGCAGUCAAACUUUAAUAAAAAUUUUGGAUCAUAAAUUUUCUACACCAAUAACUUUAUGUUAUUCAGAUUAAAUUGGUAUUCUAAACAAAUAUAUUGUGCUUAAAACAAAA